AUGGGAAUAUUUAUUAAUAAGCUUUUAGGAGUAUUUAAAUCAUCAUCAAAUAAUCAACAACAACAACAACAACAACAACAACAACAACAGCAACAGAGUUUAGUAGAAACCAACAACGCUAAGAUCAUUCAUAAAUGUCCGAAAAUAACUUUAGGUACUACAAAUGAUAAUGAUAAUAAUAAUAAUAACAAUAACAAUCAAGAUACAAAUUCAAUUACUCAUAUGAAUGAAAGUCAACUCCAACUGGUUGAAUUGUGGCAAUUUCCUCAAUAUCAACCCGUAUCAGAUCAUUCAUAUAAGAGAAGUAGUGACAAUAGAAGAAGAUCAUCAAAUGAUUCAAUGAUGACAAUGAGUACUAUCAUAUCAAGAAGAAGAUCAAUUGAAUUGGUGGCUCAAGAAUUGGAAAUUGAAAAUAUAAAAAAUUCCCUACCUGAAGGGUUUAAAGUUGAUUGA
Messenger RNA from Candida dubliniensis CD36, 453 nucleotides. RefSeq lists its product as uncharacterized. The record is from RefSeq and is a predicted model, not a curated record. The transcript has a single exon. Lineage: Eukaryota; Fungi; Ascomycota; Pichiomycetes; Serinales; Debaryomycetaceae. The coding region runs from base 1 to 453 and encodes 150 amino acids.